UAAGUCAUCGUUGUUACAUGUUUGGUAAAAAAUCAAGGGAAAACAUGAGCAGUGGCGUUUCAUCACCAGAUCAAAAGAAAUCAGGGUGUGGGCUGCUGGGGGCUGUUUUUGGAGGAACAAAAAAAUUUUGGCCUAGAAGAGCCACGUCAACAGGCUCCCUUCCUAGUCAACAUGGUAGCCUUAAUGACGUAGACAGCCCCAAGAGAAUUCCGAGUGAUAGCCACAAUUCCAAGAAGAGACGAGGCAGUUUUGAUGACCUUGAUGCUAACAGCAGCGUCUCUUCUCAACCUUCCUCAAGCCGCGGUGGCCCUAAACCUCAACAGAAAUGCCCUCCUGUUCGAUUACAACAGCAGCAACAACAUCAGCAGCAGCAACAGCAACAUCAUGUUAGAAGACCGUCCUCAAAUGACACAACCGUAGUGCAAGCUUCAAGAAGCCUGACACCAGCACAGAAUCAGAAUCGAAGUAAUGAUCAUAACACAAAGAAAAUGCCUCCAAAGGAAGCAUUGGGGAUAUCCGGUGAGUUAGAGAUGAUGAUAGCCGAGCACCAGAAGGGUAGAGGCGGGAUCAAUCUUGUCCGAGCUUCAUCUGGCAAUGUGAUGGUCCAAAGUAGUUUAGGUAACUUGAGGCAGCCUGGGGGAUCCCCUUAUACAUAUAAACCAGCCUCCAAUGGCAAGCCAGAAGAACAACAAGCUCCCAAAAAUAUUAUAAACUUUUCAUCAAAAUAUUCAAAUAGUGGGAUGGGGAACAUUGUGAACAAGAAGCAGAUAGAAAACGGGGAGAAAGCAACAGGUGGGACUUCUCUAUGUCGAGCAUUGUCUUGUAGGAUGGACCCUGAGGAGUUGAAGAUAUUGGGGAAUGAAGAUUAUAAGAAUGGCAACUUUGCAGAAGCCUUAGCUUUGUAUGAGCGAGCCAUUGAUUUGGACCCCUCCAAGGCUUCCUACAGGAGUAAUAAGAGUGCUGCUUUGACAGCUCUAGGGCGGCUUCUUGAGGCUGUUUUUGAGUGCAGAGAAGCCAUUGGUAUAGAGCCCCAUUACCACAGGGCUCACCAUCGUUUGGCUAAUCUUUAUCUAAGAUUAGGAGAAGCAGAAAAGGCUAUCUAUCACUUCAAACGAGCAGGGCCGGAAGCCGACCCAGAUACAAUGAGUAAAGCAAAGCUUGUUCUUGGACACAUGAAGAAGUGUGAGGAGGCUAAGAGGUUGAAGGAUUGGCACACCGUGCUCAGAGAAUCUGGGAAUACCAUAGGUGCCGGAGCAGAUUCUGCACCUAUGAUAUUUGCAUUACAAGCUGAGGCAUAUUUAAAGCUCCAUCGGCCUCAAGAUGCCGUAGCAACAUGGGAAAACGGUCCAGAUUUUGAUGUGGAUCAGUGUACCAAGCUAUUUGGCUCUGCAGGGAAUGCUAUGUUAUUGUUGAUCAGGGCUCAGGUUGACAUGGCUGCAGGAAGGUUUGACGAUGCAAUGGAAGCAAUCCAACAUGCAGGUAGAUUAGACCCGUCCAACAGGGAGGUGGGUGUAGUGACACGAAGGGCUCGAGCCGUGUCCAAUGCUCGAGCUCGUGGGAAUGACUUGUUCAAUGAGAGCAGGUUCUCAGAAGCUUGUGUUGCUUAUGGCCAAGGACUUGAGCAUGACCCACAAAAUUCAGUGUUGCUUUGCAACCGAGCAGCUUGUCGUGCCAAACUCAGGCAGUUUGAGAAAGCAAUAGAGGACUGUACUGCUGCACUUAAUGCUCGUCCCUCUUAUACCAAGGCUAGACUAAGAAGAGCCGACUGUAAUGUUAAGUUGCAAAAAUGGGAAGCUGCUGUGAGAGAUUAUGAAAUCCUAUUCCAAGAAUCACCAGGAGACGAGGACAUGGCAAAGGCAUUUUUUAAGGUAGAGAUGCAGCUAAAGAAGCAGCGGGGAGAAGAUGUGUCAAACUUGCAAUUUGGAAAUGACUGUCUUGUUAAAAUCCAUAGUGACGAACACUUCAAAAGUGUGACAUCCUGGCCUGGUCUAUCAGUGGCCUUGUUCUGUAAUAAGCCAGGCGAGAGACAAACACUGCAAUUCAUUGGACAACUCUGCAAAAGAUACCAAACCAUAAAAUUUCUCAAGGUCGAAGUUGAAGAUUCCCAAAACUUGGUGAAAUCCGAGGGUGUUGGCUCAUUGCCAGCCUUCAAGAUAUACCAAAGUGGUUCGAGGGUUAAAGAAAUUCGCGGAGAAGAUCAUGAAUCCUUAGAGUGCUCAAUCAAAGAGUAUACAAGCUAGCAUACAUGAGAAAAGCAUUGUAGAGAAAGUUUGUCAUUCUUUCAUUAAUUUGUAAUUUUUUUUUUUUUUUUUCUUUCUCGUGGCUAUAUUAUAGUGCCUGGUUGGAGUGUCAAGAAAAGUUAAGUUUCUUAGGAUGCAGCUUUCCAUGACUAGGGUUACAUAUAUGGCAGGAAGGAAAAGAAAGGAGGGAACUGCAGCGCAAUCUGAAUCAUUUUGCUUCAAUUUAGAUUUGAUCCUGUUAAUUUGCCAGCUUACUCAGCAAAUUUCUGUAUCAGUUCAUUUUGUGGGAUGACUUUUGCAGAAAAUUAAAAGAUAUACAUUUUGAACUCUCCAUAUAUUUUGUAAGAUGAAGUUUAUAUAGUGUAAAACCACCUUUUAAUGUAGAGUAAUCAUGUUGCGAGACAUAGAAUGUUAGAAGUACUCAAAAGUAACUCCCAGAGGGAUAAUAAGGUGGAAAUUAUUACAAUUUUAAAACAGCAAAACGUAGUAUGAGACGGUCUUACAGAGACCUAACGUGAGACACGAUAGGAAUAAAAGAAUUUUUUCUUUUCACGUAAAUUUGUAUAGAA
Molecule: messenger RNA, 2809 nt
Organism: Chenopodium quinoa (quinoa)
Lineage: Eukaryota; Viridiplantae; Streptophyta; Magnoliopsida; Caryophyllales; Amaranthaceae
Product: TPR repeat-containing thioredoxin TTL1-like
Exons: 7
Coding region: 18-2240 (740 amino acids)
Cellular component (GO): cytoplasm
Molecular function (GO): protein binding
Source: RefSeq, a predicted model, not a curated record